Suillus clintonianus is the source of this 1003-nucleotide messenger RNA. Its product is annotated as SDHD, membrane anchor subunit of succinate dehydrogenase. The transcript has 6 exons. Gene Ontology annotation, biological process: tricarboxylic acid cycle; mitochondrial electron transport, succinate to ubiquinone. The record is from RefSeq and is a predicted model, not a curated record. Lineage: Eukaryota; Fungi; Basidiomycota; Agaricomycetes; Boletales; Suillaceae. Gene Ontology annotation, molecular function: ubiquinone binding; heme binding. The coding region runs from base 145 to 573 and encodes 142 amino acids. Gene Ontology annotation, cellular component: mitochondrial envelope; membrane.
AUUCCCGCCGUUGAACACGCUCGGAUAUAACCGGAAUCAGGUGAUUGGCUAGCGGCUUUAUCUCAUCGCUCAUCCGCGCGCCCCGCACUGUGCACACGACUUUUCUCGCACUACUUUCCUCAGGGUUUGACACCACCAGCGACAAUGGCUUCGUCCAUGCUCCUUCACUCAACGCUGCCCAGAACCUUUGCUUCUGCAACUGGACGUAAUAUCCUGCGAUCUGCGUUGCAAGUGAGAGCGGCAAGCUCGACUACGCAGUAUGUACCAGGCGGACCUAUCAUAAAGGGCACCGUCAAUGACCCUACGGAGUUCCCCCCUCCAUCAAGAACGCAUGGGUCGUAUCACUGGCAUUUGAGCGCCUUCUUGCAGCCUCCCUUCUUGGUGAUGCACUCUCAUCUUGGGUUUGACUCGAUGAUUGUGGACUAUGUGCACCCGCGCAAAUUUCCCAUCCUUGGACCUGUCAUGACCUGGACACUGAGAUCAGCCACGGUUGGCGUGCUCGUUGGCGUUUAUCAGUUCAACACAAAUGACAUUGGUUUGACGGAGUUGAUUGCGAAGGUCUGGACAGCAUAAGAUUAUGUAAGACUCCGCGUUACAAAAUACCAAUAAAAAUCGUUUAUCGUUUACCACCGGUGCUCAGUAGACGACGAAGAACACUAAAAGAUGUUGAGAGUAGUAGAUAUUCACAAUAUUUAACUGGUGACCAGCCUUCGCCGUUAAGACGCAAGUUCAAACCAUCAAGCUCGCCGCGCUUGAACAGUGGUUGUCAGAAGAGAGAUGGUCAGUAUGCAUCUUCCUCCGCAAUACUUAUCCUCCGGCACUGCCAAUAACCGCCAUUGAUGUUCGGUCGUGACUCGAAGUUCCCUCGCGAAAUUUGGCCCGCCGCAUUUCUAGCUGUUGACUUCUUGGAAUAGCUGUACGCCCUCCGAACCAUGGGUAGACACAUAUGUCGAAGGCCUGAGCUGGCGGAGGGUGCUAUAUGGCGACCUCAGGUGCAGUUUUU